Molecule: messenger RNA, 2661 nt
Organism: Psylliodes chrysocephalus
Lineage: Eukaryota; Metazoa; Arthropoda; Insecta; Coleoptera; Chrysomelidae
Source: the annotation of a GenBank genome assembly
AUGGAGAAAGAGAGAUUUUCAUUAUUGCAAUUAGACCCAGGUGAAAUUUACUUCGAGGAUUUUAGUGCAAUUUUUAUACCACCAGAUACAACACCAAAGACAUACGAUACUAAAAAACAGGAUGGCAGAUUAAAAAUGUGCUCCAAAUCUCUGGUCUUCGAUCCGAAGGAUAUAUCUAAACCAAUAAUUAAAAUUUUAUUCAAAGAUUGUGUUGUUAUAGAGCAAUGGAAAGGCACUGCCAAAUUUUUAAACAGUAACAAUAAUGUGAUGAGUGUAAACUGUAAGGAAUAUAUAGAACUUCUGGAAAAAAAUAUCGUAGCUCCAUACCAAUUUAGAAAGCCUGCAAAUUUUUUAUUUCUACUUAAUUAUGCUAAUGUUAUGAAUUGUUUACCACAAGUUUGUCAGCUGCACAGAGCUAGUAGUUUACCAGCUGCUGAACAAGCUGAUAUGAUAGCAACUAUUGUACAUUCUAGACAAUCCAGGGAUGUGUUUGACCCAAGAUGGAUGGAUUUGUAUGAAAAAGUUGUACUAGAAUCACAUGCGGAUAAAGUUACUCCAUUGGUAGUUAACCCUGGCCGUAUAGUAUUAUCAACAUCAAAAUUAUAUUUUCAACCAUACAACAAAAUGGGAGAGUAUCCUGUGAAAAUAAACCUCAGCAGUAUUAAACAAAUUGUUAAACGAAGGUUUUUGUUACGGCAAAUUGGAUUAGAAAUAUACUGUAAUGAUAAUUCGCCGACUCCUCAUACGUAUUUUUCAUUUCGUAAUCAGAUUGCAAGGGAUGAAUUAUAUGAUAAUUUAUUAAAGCAACCGGAACUUAAAUUGAAUGAAAUACAGCAGGAUAUUAUAACAUUGCAAUGGCAAAAUGGUAUUAUAUCCAAUUAUGAUUAUUUGCUUUAUGUUAACAGUUUAGGAGAUAGAACAUUCAAUGACUUAACUCAGUAUCCCGUCUUUCCUUGGAUAAUUUCAAAUUAUAAUGGAGACAAAUUAGAUUUAAAUGAUCCGAUUAACUAUCGCGAUCUUUCUAAACCUGUGGGUGCCUUAAAUGAAGUUCGCCUCAACCGUUUACUGGAAAGAUAUCAAGAAAUGCCUAAUAACAAAUUUUUAUAUGGUUCCCACUAUUCGACUCCUGGAUUUGUGCUGUAUUACUUAGCUAGACUUUAUCCACACUAUGUAUUGUGCUUGCAAAGUGGCAGAUUUGACCAUCCGGAUAGAAUGUUUAACUCGGUGGCAGACGCUUACAAGAAUUGUCUAAACAAUAUGUCGGACUUUAAAGAACUCAUUCCGCAGUUUUAUGAUGUUUCAGAAGAGGGCAAGUUUUUAGUGAACGGUAUGGGCAUCAAUUUCGGUUAUCGUCACAAUAAUAUAAAAGUAGGUGAUGUUGAAUUACCUCCAUGGUGUAGUGGUCCACAAGAUUUUAUUCUUAAAUUGAGAGACGCUUUAGAAAGUGACAUUGUUUCUGAGAAUUUACAUAAAUGGAUUGAUCUCAUAUUUGGUUAUAAGCAGAGAGGCGAGGAAGCUGUCAAAGCGAAUAAUUUGUUUUAUCAUCUUUGUUACGAAGGAGCAAUAGAUUUAGACGCAAUAACGGAUCUUAAUCAAAGGCAUGCUUUAGAAGUACAAAUAAUGGAAUUUGGGCAAAUUCCAAAGCAAGUUUUUAAAGUUCCUCAUCCUCAACGAAAAAUUGGUUACAGCAUACAAACUGAACCGUAUCAAAUUAAAGAAAUUCAAACAAAUUGCGAAGGUAUAUGGAAAGAAGCAACCGAUCUAGAGUUCGUAACAAGUUUUAAUUCUCAUAAAAAUACAGUUAGUGAUUUAUUUAUCAGUGAAGAUGGUACAAAAAUUACAUCCGUAGGCCACGAUUCAAAACUGAAAGUAUUUUCCCUUCCACAAAACAAACAAAUUAGAUCUGCUAAUAUUGGAAGGAUGCCUUUGAGUAGUUGUAUCCAGUUACCGAAUGCUAACGUGCUCGUUAUAGCCAGUUGGGACAAUGGAAUUUCUUUAUAUGAUUUGGAUUACGGCAGGGUAAUAGAGAAUGUACUAGCGCACGAAGAUGCCAUUACGUGCUUAUGUUUCGAUCAGGAAUCUAAUCUUCUUGUAUCCGGUAGUGGAGAUUGUACAGUAAAAGUAUGGAAAGGCUUAAACAAUAAUGGACACAUUAAACCGAUACAAUGCCUUCAGAAACAAAUCGAUCAUAAUUCGCAAGUCAACUGUCUCAGCUUCAACAGUACUAACCAUCAUUUAGCCGUUGGCACAGAGGAUGGAGACGUUUAUGUAUGGGACAUGUCAACGUUCUUGUUAUUCAAAAAAUACAUCCAAUCUUCCAGUAUUACCGCAAUUAAUUAUAGUCCAGAUGGAAUGAAACUUGCUAUCGGUAGUCGAGAUAUGACUUUUCAAAUAAUUGAUGUGAAUACGGGUCUGUCAGUUUUCAGCAAAAUUCUAAAUUCGGUUGUUACAAGCCUGAUGUGGCGCGAUUAUUUACUUGUGAUUGGUUGUGAAGAUGGUACAUUGUCGUUGUGGGACAUUUUCGAAGUCAGACUUCUUUUAGAAAUUGAAGCCCAUACGAGUGCUAUCAAAACCAUAGACAUUUCGUCGUUGAAAGAUUUUAUAGUUACUGGUGGCCAAGACAGGUCAAUUAAAGUGUGGAGACCAAAAUUAAUUUCAUAA